GCGAUUCCUUAUCUGGUUUAUGUUUAUCCGAGCACCUGAAGCAGACUUUAUAAAUACACGACUGAUGCAGCUAGAUGAAAUGUGCUUGUGACUGAAAAUGGUUAUUCUUCAAGCACACAACGUCAAUGUUUUGGGAUCAGGAGAGCAAGCUAUAGUCCUAUGUCAUAACUUUGGCACCGAUCAAUCUGUGUGGAAGUACCUGGUGCCUUACCUGCUUGAAGAUUAUCGUGUUAUUUUAUACGAUAAUAUGGGUGCUGGUUCCACUAAUCCAGAUUAUUUCGACUUCGAAAGAUACUCAACCCUCGACGGGUUUGCUUAUGAUUUGCUUGCCAUAUUAGAUGAACUAGAGGUGAAGUCUUGUAUUUUUAUUGGUCACUCAGUUUUGAGUAUGGCCGGUGCCAUUGCCUCUAUUUCUCGCCCUGAUCUCUUCUCUAAACUCAUCUUGAUCUGUGGCACUCCAAGGCCAUUGAAUGAUAAAGACUAUCAUGGAGGAUUCGAGCAAGCUGACCUUCACCAAAUGCUGGAAGGAAUGCGAUCCAAUUUCAAAGCGUGGCGCUCAGGCUUGGCACCGAUGGUGGUAGGAGGCGACAUGGACUCGACGCUUGUUCAAGAAAUUUCCCGAACUCUAUUCAACAUGAGACCUGAUAUAGCUUUAAGCUUAACCCAGCUAAAAUUUCAAUGUGACGUUAGACAUGUUUUACCUAUGGUGAAAGUCCCUUGCCACAUAGUGCAGAGCGCCAUGGACAUGGUUCCAGCGGAGGUGUCUGAAUAUAUGCAUCAACAUCUUGGAGGCCCAUCUGUUAUCGAGAUUAUGCCUACGACUGGUCACUUGCCGCAUUUGAGCUCUCCAGACAUCGUCAUCCCAGUUAUUCUCAGGCACAUUAACCUUGACAUAACCAAAUGAUCCAUGUACACGUAUAAGUGUGUUUGGUCUUCCAUGUAAAUGUGUGUGUUUUGUUUUCCAUGUCUUUCGAUGUUGUUUUCACUAGCAAGACACGAAAAGCUAUAGAGUUAUAAGCUUCAGUCAGUUAAUUAACCAUGAUGAUACUCCAUGUUUUCUGUAUCUUGUAUAAAUUUUGGUUAUGAUAUCUUCGUAUUCAGUU
Molecule: messenger RNA, 1103 nt
Organism: Manihot esculenta (cassava)
Lineage: Eukaryota; Viridiplantae; Streptophyta; Magnoliopsida; Malpighiales; Euphorbiaceae
Product: probable esterase KAI2
Exons: 2
Coding region: 98-904 (268 amino acids)
Biological process (GO): response to karrikin
Source: RefSeq, a predicted model, not a curated record